CUGGGACCCGCGGUCGAUGCCGGCGAGGAGGGGGAUGGGCGCCUCGGCGAAUGUAAGGACCCGAGACAGAAUCAGAGCCCUGUAUCACAUACAGCAGCAUAUACCCCAUUAUAAAUAGCGACUGUAAAUAUAUAAAACACUAAUAUAAAUGGAUUUUACCACCGGGGAUCUAUAAUAGACACCCAAUGGAUGCAGUACACCUGAACAGGACAGGGAAUUUAACUUUCCGUCUAUGCGUGGGAGACACAGAGAAGUUUGUUUUCUACCCCUGGAGAGGGAGCUACUUUUGAGGGCAAAGGAUACAGGAGACUCCGAGGCCGGGCUACAGGCCUACUGGUCUGGUUGGAUUUGAUGUUGGGAUACUAUAAGGACUUCUUACUGUAUGUGAACUUGCCUCGCUUAUACAACUUUGGAAUGUCCCUUUAGGUCCCCCAUGACCGUCAGCCGUGGGCUACGGCUCGGCGGCGCCCCACCUCUAGAGUGGUCUGCUGCUGUAGUUGGGACCCUGUGAUUCCUCUUCUCACCUCCUCUCCUCCCCCUCCCCCAUCCCAUCCUGUCCCUCCCCGCCCCCUCCCCCUCCUCCCCCCUCUUCCCCCCUCCCUCGCGUCGCUGUGCUGGACGUCAUGAGCAUAGUAAUCGCGCUGGGAGUCACCACACCUGAAACGUCUUACUCAGAUAUGGCUGCUGGAUCAGACCCUGAGUCAGUUGAAGCAAGCCCUGCCGUGAAUGAGAAAAACUACAACAACCACAGCUGUGGGAGCGCACAGAGUCAUGGGUAUCGGGGACUACCAUAUGCUAUGCAACAGUCUUCCGUUGUGUGUUGUCAGGAUCACAACUAUGGCGCGCCCCCUCCCCCUACCCCACCCGCCUCUCCGCUCUCCCAAACCAUCAUUCCCCGCAUGGAUCUCAACGGCGUGGUACGCGGCUCCCGCUACCACGAAACUACUGAGGACAACUCAGCCGACAGCGACAGCUCCUCAGACGAGGACGGGGCUGUGGCCAGCUGGUGUCACUGCAGCCUGACGCCAGACGGCCUGCUCAUCAAAUGUGACAACUGCAGGGGACUUGAUAGGAGGAAAGGAGCAGAAGGCCAGCACAGAAAAACAGAAAAUGUCUCAGCUGGAGAAAGCAGUGCUACUGAGAGUGGUGAUGAGGAGGUAUCCCCCUCCACCAUCUCCUACACUGCCACCCAGCAUACGCCCACCAGCAUCAAACUAACCGUCAACCGGGUGAAAAGGAGCAAAUCCAAAAAGAGGAAGAAGAGCACGGAGAAGGCCCGGGGAACACCAAAGGGCAAAAAAGUCAAGGCUUUCAGAGAGGGUUCAAGAAAGUCCAUGAGGAUGAAGAACUCAACAACGGAGGCCAGCGUGUUAGAUGAGAACACAGCAGAGGGAUGGGAGAGCAAAAUACGCCAGUGGACAGACCAGUACGAGGAGGCCCUGGCAAACCAGUACAGUGCUGAUGUCCAGACACUUCUCCAGCUCCAUCGCACUGCCAGUACCACUGUCUCUAAAACUGAGAGUGGUGCCUCACCACUUCCCUCCAAUACUCAGAUCCAGGCCUCUGUGGACGCCAUGGACACCAUCAACCGCACUGAGCUGGCCUGUAACAAUACAGUUCUGGGCUCACAGAUGCAGCUCCAGCUUGGGCGGGUAACAAGGGUGCAGAAACACAGGAAGAUCCUGCGAGCCGCAAAGACCCUGGAACCUGACACACUCAUCAUUGAAUAUCGAGGGAAGGUCAUGCUCAAACAACAGUUUGAAGUCAACGGUCACUUCUUCAAAAAACCCUACCCAUUUGUGCUUUUCUACUCAAAGUUUAAUGAUGUAGAGAUGUGUGUUGAUGCAAGGACCUUUGGAAAUGACGCCCGCUUUAUCAGAAGGUCAUGCACACCCAAUGCCGAGGUCCGGCAUAUGAUUGCUGAGGGCAUGAUUCAUCUAUGUAUCUAUGCUGUCAGUCAAAUCACAAAGGAUGCAGAGGUCACCAUUGGAUUUGACUACGAGUUCAAUAGCUGUAAUUACAAAGUGGACUGUGCCUGCCAUAAGGGCAACCAGAACUGCCCGGUGCAAAAGCACAACCUAAGCCCCAGAGAGAGCUUGCUGAGUCCCCCUUCCCUGCCGCCUCCCCCCUCUGUUGUCGGUGCAGAAACCCGACGGAGGAAAGCUCGGAGGAGAGAGCAGGAGGGCAGCUUAUCUGGGGACAGCAACCAGACCCCGGACCAGAUCCAGGAGGCCAAAGAAAUGCAUGGGACCAGUGACGGAGAGGAGAGACUGUUGGAUGAGGUUAAGGUGGAAGAUGGAGAGGAAGGCGAAGUGGAUGAAAAUGGGGUUGCAAUCUCCACUAAAAAGACAUGUAACACCUUGGAGAGGAGGCGGAGGAGAGUGGGAGGAGCAGAAACAAAGGAGGAGGGUGUGGAAACCGAGGACGGGGCAGGAAACCCCGCAGGGAACACCCCCACACCUAGCACUGCUGGAGUUGGGGUCAGCACGCGGCGCACCACCUAUGUAAUGGACCCGCCAAGCAUUGAAGAAAAGCCCUCAACAAACAACCUGACUGCCCCAGUUGCUCCCCCCAAACCUGCACGACCCACCAAGCCUCGGCCCAAAAGUCGUAUCUCUCGAUACCGAUCAAGCUCGUCCCAGCGGGCCCGGCGGCAGCGUCAAGCUCUCGCCCAGCAGGCUGCAGCUGCAGCCGCAGCAAUGGCAGCGACGCCAUCGUCAGGUGAACAGGGUGCUGCUCCAGAUGAGGAGGGAUCUCAGGGCCCAUACAGUGCUGAGCAAGAGAACAGUUUAGGCAGUCAGCUCCUCGAUGGAGAUGGUCAGGGUCUGAACUGCAUUAAUAGAGGCAAUUUGCGCUACCCCAAGACAAAGAAGUACCUGGUGACAGAGUGGUUGAAUGACAAGAUACCUGCAGGGGAUAAGGUCCACCAAGAGGUGCCUGUCGAACGCCCGCUGCGGAUAACCACUGACCCUACAGUGCUGGCCACCACCCUCAACAUGCUGCCAGGCCUCUCCCACUCAUCGCUCAUCUGCACCACACCCAGACACUACGUCCGCUUUGGUUCACCAUUCAACCCCGAGAGACGCCGGCCGCGCCCACUCCAAAUGGAUGGCACUUAUGGCUGCUUUAAAAAGAGGUGGUUAAAACAGCUGGAGGAUGAGAGCUGCUCAGCCAGCAUGGAGGACGGCACAGAAUCCACCUCUUCCCAGCAAAGCACCAGUAGCAGAUCCACCCCCAAUCCCCUGUCUACUGAGGUCAAUGCACCUUUUAAGAAGCGUCAUUCCAGGUAUAUGUCAGAGAUGACACCAGCACCCCUGGACCAUCUGCUUCGCCCUCUGUCACCCAUCACACCUCCGCUCCCAGAUGACUCCCUCAACCGAAUGCCCCAAACCCCCUGUGGAUCCCUGCUGCCUAACGGCCUGGUCUACUCCCCCAUGCCCUCCCUGCCCGCCAGCCGCUGCAACACACCGCUGCAAUUUGAAAACAUAUCAUCCCCUGAGGCGUCUCCUGUACAUCGACCAGAGUCCAUUUCUCCUGAGCCGUGUCUGCAGACGGACUUUGACGUCUCUCGGCCCCAGUUCCCCGACCUGUCCCUCCCCUGCAGUCUGGAGAGUCCCGUGGCUGUGACCUUAGAUGACUUUUCCCUUCCUGGAGGCGCUUCAGGCCACGAUUCCCAGGGCGCGUCUUCUCUCGGGGCCAGUUCCUUAAACCCGGUGUCCUGCCCCUCCUCGGACCUCAACCCCCAAAACAGGGAGCAGGCCUUCAGGACAGAGUUCAACCUCAUAUACACCUGCUCGCCCCUCAAUGCAAAUCUGGGAAACCCUGUUGCCACAGACCGCCGCCUCUCCCAGUCAGAAGGAGGCUUUUCCCCAGCAGAGUCCUUCCACAGCUCUAUAAGUGGUCAGGGCCUGCUGGGAGAUGUUGGCCCUGGAUCCAUGUCACCCUAUGGCGAACCUCAUUAUGGGGGAGGCUACCCAGAUAGUGGCACGCCUCCUCACACAAGCAACCCACCACAAAAGAAGAAGAGGGCCAACCAGCAUACCAUUAGUCUGCUGACAGGAAAGCCAGAUUACCAGGCUAUAGCUGUAAGAAGUGAAUACAAGCCAGUACAAAAUAUGGUGUCUUUGCUGGAAUACCGUAAGAGGAAGCAGGGCAGUGGGCGUGACUUAGAAUCAGGUGGAAACAGCUCAUCUCUGGGCAGCACCCCAACCCGGCCUGGCUCCCAGUACAGCCAGGACUCCAAUCAUCCCCAUUCCCAUCAGCAGAUGCAGCCUCCGGCCUCCCCACAGAGCUCCUCUUUCAGCUCCUCAACACCCUCCAUCCCACAGAUCGAGGAUGUCAGUCCUCCUGGCCACCAGGGCUCGUCAGGGCAGUCCAGACAGCAGGAAAACAACAACCAGUGGAUGGUACCCACGACUGUUGAACGUCUCAGAGAAGGUCAGGGGGUUCUGGAGCGAGUGCUAAGAAGCAUCAAGCUGGAUCGAAAUUACAAGAGGAGCGACGGCUCUACAGAGAAGGAGUCUGAUGCAGAUCGAUAUGACAUGCCUGCAGCGUCCAUGGCCUCUCCCAUGAAGAGUCCACAUAGAUACAGUCCCUCUGUGUACUCACACCAGUCAUCAGAAAGCCACCGUCAGACCGACAGCCCAUCAUUCCUCCAGCAAACCUCCAACUCUCCAUUCCGGGGUUCCUGCAGUCCCUCAUCAGGCCAGGGCUUCCACCCACGCCUGUCCUCCUCUCACCCAGGACUGUCCCAGGACCACCACCCUCCUUCCUCCUACCCCAAUCACCCACCAACCUCCUCCUCAGACUCCAGGCCACCAGGGGGCUCCCUUCACCAGCAGAGUGGCAGCAGUAACGUGGACGGGGGCCAUGGCUACAGCACCAGCCACUUAAAAGCAAGCCUUUUGAACAGCAGCGGCCUGGUGGGGUCUCCUAGCCCGGGACCCAGGGCUCAUGGGCAGACUAAAGCAGACUCAGGCGCCCAGGCCUCCAGAGGGAGUCAGCCGCAGGCGUCCCGCAGCCUAAAGUCAGGCAGCCCGGGUCAGACUGCUCUGCAGGCCGGUUCUAGGCUGCUGUCGGCCUCUGCACCGACACACUACCCACAGAGAGGGACAAGCCUGAGCCAGUUCCAGCACUCCCCCCUGCAGGGAGCCGGAGUAAGGACACAGUCAGGAAGCUUUUAGACCUUUGUCAAGUGUGUGGAUGUGAGUGAGUGAGUGUGAGUGUGACACUGCGUACCUCCUCGACCCCCUCACAGCUGCGUUGAGCUCAGGGAGUUUGGGGAGCGGAAAUGUACAGACCUAAGAGGAGCAAGGACUUCUUCAUGGAUUUCUCCUUUUCUUAUUUUCUGUCUCUUCUUUCUUUAUUUUCAGAAAAACUAAAAAAUGAAAAAAUUACCACAUUCUGCCCAAAGCUGAUCAUUGACUUUGGACGUCAGUGGAAAACGUGAUUUGGACUCUGGAAAAAAAAAAAAAAAACAAUAAAUCACAUGUAACUUGAAAUUUUCCCCAGUGUUUCCUCAUGUGCCGGACUGUGCAAACAGGCUCUAUUACGUCUGGAAAGUACAAACUUCCACACAAAUGUCUGUACAAAGUUAUAAAAAGUCGUACCUGUUGUCAUGGUACCCAGGUUGCAUAAAUGCUGAGAUGUAACUGAAAGCAAGAGUUGUUUUAUUUUUUAAGUUUUUUGUCAGCGUUCCUUUUUUUUCUGAUUUGGCGCGUUGCUGAGUCUGUGCUGCAGUAAACAAGUGUUUGAUUUUGGAAAACUGGGUUGGGGGGGAUUAUGUAAGCAAAGUGACACGUUAAUCAUCCGUUUUAAAGAUGCGUUAGAGAGGCAGAGGAGGAGAGGAUUUCUCUCCAGAUAGGAUCAUUCCAUAUGAUUACCAGCUUCUGUGUUUGCACAGCGAACACUGAAAACAGCCCUUUUUUUUGUUCUUGAGGUUCUCCGUCUGUUCAGAUACUCUGUUAAUUUAGGUUCUUUUCUGUUCUUUCAUCCCCACUGGACUGUUUUUGUUUUCACAUUAGGACUACUUCACUGUAGAGUUCUGAUAUUGUACUUGAGACAUACAGGUCUUAUGAUUCAUGGUGCUGCAUUCUUGUUUUUUUUUUUUUUUUUUUUAAAUAAAUUUGAAAUCCAGUUAUGUUCCUUACAUACGGCUGCAUUCAUCUUGUCAUUUUAUCUGUUUCUCCAAAUUCAUACUGAUCACAUAUAGUAGGGUUGGGAUGUAGGGAUAGAUAAGAGUUUUGACUGUUUUUCUUUAAAUAUAGAUGUGUUUAUAUUUCUGACCAAUCCUUUCAUUCCGAGGAAAACCGGGGAAGGGAUCUCUGAGGUAGUGUUUGGAUUGUUUCUAAAACCUUGGUUUAAAAAAAAAAAAAAAAAAAAAAAAGAAAAAAGCUGCUAUGUUCUCCUGUGAGAGCUGCCUCCCUUUUCCACAGAAUGCUGUAUUUUCUUGUCUUUUCUUUUAACCCCCAUCCUCACAAACUGACUUGUAAGAAAAGAGACGGCUCUCCUGAGUGCAGCAGUGGGACCUCAGAAUGAUGUUAAGCUGACAGCUCGGCGGCCGCAGGAGUCGCCCUCUCCUCCCUCUGAAACUUUUAUUUUGAAGUGGAAAAAAAAACAGACGCCUUUGUGUGAAGACUUCAAGGACCGAAGGGGACGAUCAUGAGACCGGACCCGACAAACCCCCAAACUCCAAGUCGACAUAAAACACAGAAGGGUACUCGUGUUACAUGAAUGUUUGACAGUUUGAAAAAUAAAGUUGUGACCCAAACUGAACCAGCACCUUAGAAAGAAAGAAAUACAACCUAAAAGACACACUAGGACAAUAUGUAUGACUAUGUGUACUUGUAUAGAAAGAAAUGUGAUAUAGACUUGUAUGGAGAAAAUAUAGUACACUGAAUUUAUCGCAUGAUUUUUGUUUUUAGGGUCUGAGUGACCAACCAGUGUCAGAAGGUUGGGAGCUAAUCUUUGGGUCUGUUCCUCUAAACUACCAGACGCUGCAUUCUCUCUCUCUCUCUCUCUCUCUCUCUCUUUGUUUUGUAAAGAUCUUUCUGUUGGAUUUGGUUUUAUUUUUACACAGAUCAUAGAAGUAAUUAUUUCAACUGUUCCCCCCUACAAAAGGUUUAAAAAGCAAGAAAUGUAAUGCAUUUUGAUAAUAAAAUAAUCAUGAUGGUAAUGUAUUUUGGAAACUA
Cheilinus undulatus (humphead wrasse) is the source of this 7190-nucleotide messenger RNA. It is a transcript of the gene setd5, whose product is annotated as SET domain containing 5. Gene Ontology annotation, molecular function: protein binding. The record is from RefSeq and is a predicted model, not a curated record. The coding region runs from base 624 to 5183 and encodes 1519 amino acids. Lineage: Eukaryota; Metazoa; Chordata; Actinopteri; Labriformes; Labridae. The transcript has 25 exons.